Molecule: messenger RNA, 501 nt
Organism: Endocarpon pusillum Z07020
Lineage: Eukaryota; Fungi; Ascomycota; Eurotiomycetes; Verrucariales; Verrucariaceae
Exons: 1
Coding region: 1-501 (166 amino acids)
Source: RefSeq, a predicted model, not a curated record
AUGGCCACAGAUGGAGCAGAUCAAUCCAAAGCCGAAAAGGACCUCAGCCAGACGUUCGUGAGGCCGAAUAUUUCCCAGGCUAUACCUACCGACAAUGCUCCACCUUCACCCACUUCUCUGCCACAGUCUCUGCAGAGUCCUCCAUCGGCUCCUAUCCCAAGCCCUGUGACUUCAGACAGAUCUCCUUCUCUGAGGCUACAAACAGAGCUCCGAAAAAUCAUCUACGGUAUGCUCUUGAUGGUGGAUCCGCACCCCUCUCCAAUCGAGCAUGAUAAAGAGUUUUGUGUUUUGCCCAACACCGCUAUACUCUAUAUCAACAAGCAGGUACGAGAGGAAGCAAUGGAGACCAUCAGAAACCAAAAUACCUGGGUCAUGGUAGAGGUGAACAGCCGCGAUGGUGAUCUGCACACUCUGCCCUACCGGGAACUUCUUAGCAACCAAGCUCUAAUACCUCGCGCUUGGAUGGGUGAUUUACGACUAUUCGUGCGGGGGGGAGUAUAG